GGAGAGAGAAUAGUAUUCAUGCUCCCCCACUCUCCUUCAUUUAUAGAAACUACUGAUAACAGAAGUCUAGUUUAUUGUGUUUGUAAGGCAAAGCAUUUAUUUUAAUCCACACCGUUUUUUGAUGCCAUCCCCAACCCACACUCUCGAUUCACCGAUUCAUGGCUAAAACCGGCGUCUUCGAUUCGGAUCCGACGGUCAUGGAAAAGGUAGCGGAAUUGAAGAAGGAAUUGAUGAAACUGGUGAAUUCAAUAGUUCAAAACGAGAAUUGCAGUAUCGAAACCAUCGAUCAAGCGCAGGAUACACUUAAUGCUCUCAAGGAACUCCAGUUGAGCAAGAAAUCGAUUUCUUUGAAGUUAAAAGACUGUCCACUGGAGUUCAGGUGCCCGAUUUCUAAAGAAUUGAUGAAAGAUCCCGUUGUUGUCGCUACUGGACAGACUUAUGACAGACCCUUUAUCCAGAAUUGGCUGAAAGCAGGCAAUAGGACAUGCCCUCGAACUAAACAAGUGUUGUCACACACAGUACUUACUGCUAAUAACGUAAUGAGGGAAUUGAUAACAAAAUGGUGUAAGAGCCAAGGGAUAGAAUUGGCAGACCCUGUUCAAUAUAUUAACGAAUUAGGAGUCACGGAAGAUGAUCGUGAACGAUUUCUUUCUCUGCUUAAGAGUAUGUCCUCAACUAUUUCUGAACAAAAGGAAGCUGCAAAGGAGCUCCGAUCAUUGACAAAGAAGAUGCCAUCAUUCCGGGCACUUUUUGGUGAGUCUGUUGAUGCCAUUCCUCAGUUGCUUAGCCCACUCAAUCAAAUCGAGUCUCAUCCUGAUCUCCAAGAAGACGUGAUCACUACACUGUUAAAUCUUUCUAUUCAUGACAACAAUAAGAAGCUUGUUGCUGAAACUCCAGAGGUUAUUACACUUGUUAUGGAAGCUUUAAAAUCAGGAACCGUUGAGACAAGGAGUAAUGCAGCAGCAGCGCUUUUCACAUUGUCUGCUCUCGACUCCAAUAAGGUUCUUAUUGGUAAAUCAGGUGCUUUAAAACCUCUCAUUGACCUUAUAGAAGAGGGGCAUCCAUUGGCAAUGAAUGAUGUCGCUUCUGCAAUUUUUAGCCUGUGUCUUAUACAUGAAAACAAGGCAAGAGCUGCGCAUGAUGGUGCAGUGAGGGUCAUAGUGAAGAAGAUUAUUGACGGUGUGUAUGUUGAUGAGUUGCUAGCUAUUCUCGCAAUGCUUUCUAGUCAUAGAAGGGCUGUUGAAGAAAUGGGAGAGCUUGGAGCUGUGCCUGCCUUGCUUAGAAUCAUUAGGCAGAGCACUUGUGGACGGAUUAAGGAGAACUCCAUUGCAAUCCUCUACACUAUUUGCUUCAACGAUCGAACCAAGUGGAAGGAAAUUAGGGAAGAGGAGAAAGAAAAUGCAACUAUCUCUAAACUUGCUCGAGAUGGAACUUCAAGGGCCAAAAGGAAAGCUAGUGGUAUUCUUGAGAGACUUAGCCGGGCUGUCAAUCUUACACACACAGCUUAAUGAAAUGGUUUCUGCAGAAAGUAUGAAUUUCAACCAUUGUGUACAUUCAUUCUCCGUUUCAGGCAUUUUGAUCCUCAAGCCAGCCAACUCAGGCAUGUUAUCUUCUUCACCGUUUUGUAAAUUCUCUUUCACCAGACUUAUCAAUUUCAGGCCGCUGUGAAUAAAUAUAUUACAGCAUUACUAGUAAGGUUUUGUCUUGUGCUUUUGAGCAUUAAUUCCUUCACAUGUUUUGGUUUUUAGAUGAUUGGAUUUGAAUAGCUUGAAUGCCUGCUGGCUUGUUCACUUGUCUGCUAAAAAUGAUUGUUUGGUCCCACUAGAAUUUCCCUGCAUAAGAUUUUUGUUUCAAUCCACAAUUUCACACAGCCCACUCACUGUAUAAGCUUUACUUAUUAAAGUUUGAUAUUUACAACUUCUGUAUUAGUAU
Tripterygium wilfordii is the source of this 1932-nucleotide messenger RNA. RefSeq names its product U-box domain-containing protein 9. The coding region runs from base 159 to 1508 and encodes 449 amino acids. NCBI's taxonomy places the organism in Eukaryota, Viridiplantae, Streptophyta, Magnoliopsida, Celastrales, Celastraceae. Gene Ontology annotation, cellular component: cytoplasm; nucleus. Gene Ontology annotation, molecular function: ubiquitin-protein transferase activity; protein binding. The record is from RefSeq and is a predicted model, not a curated record. Gene Ontology annotation, biological process: protein ubiquitination. The transcript is spliced from 2 exons.